Brienomyrus brachyistius is the source of this 1258-nucleotide messenger RNA. It is a transcript of the gene mrpl24, whose product is annotated as mitochondrial ribosomal protein L24. Gene Ontology annotation, molecular function: structural constituent of ribosome; RNA binding. Gene Ontology annotation, biological process: translation. Gene Ontology annotation, cellular component: ribosome; mitochondrion. The record is from RefSeq and is a predicted model, not a curated record. The transcript has 6 exons. The coding region runs from base 171 to 821 and encodes 216 amino acids. Lineage: Eukaryota; Metazoa; Chordata; Actinopteri; Osteoglossiformes; Mormyridae.
CACGUGAAAGGUCAUAGGUAACAGAUACAUGUGACAUUGAGAGGAAACGAAAUGCUUAUGUUUAGUGUAUAAUACAAAGAUUAUCUGUCCGUCUUAGUUUAUUAUUAUUAUUUUUUUUUACUUCGCUUUAAUACAUUUCGUAAGCGGCCAAGGCUAGCAAAGACAUCAGCAUGAGAUUGACAGCGCUUCUGGCCAUGGCGGCUCGGGUGAAGGUGCCAGCCGACUACCGCUACGCCACCAGCCGGCCGUGGAGCAUCGCAGCGAAAAGACUCAACCCACCUGGCAAGAAGAGGCGGAAGGUUUUUUUUGAGCCCAUUGCCCACGAAGACUGGUCCGUUUUCCGUGGCGAUACAGUGGAGAUACUUUCCGGUAAAGACAGCGGGAAGCAGGGCAAGGUUGUCCAGGUUUUCCGGAACCGUAACUGGGUCAUUCUGGAGGGUCUCAACACGCACUACAGAUAUAUUGGAAAAUCUGCAGAUUACAGGGGCACAUAUAUUGCCAGUGAAGCACCCCUCCUCCUGAAAGACAUCGCCCUUGUCGAUCCCUCCGACAGGAUACCCACGCAGGUGGAGUGGAGAUACACAGAGGAGGGGGAGAGGGUGCGGGUGUCGGUCCGAACAGGCCGAAUCAUCCCCAAGCCGGUAUUUCAGCGUAAGGAUGGCAUUGUACCCCAGCAGUGGAAAGAUGGUCCCAAGGACACAUCCCCAGAAGAUGCUCUGGAGAAGACCUACAUGGCCUCGCUGAAGACGCUUGAAGAGGAAGUCAUGGAGAAGCUGGGUAUCCAGGAGACAAGGAGGCACAGGAAGAGCUUCUGGUACUGAGCGGAUGGACGGACAGAUGGAUGGAAAGGCCAGCAGAUGGGGGCCGCAGUAGCUGAAGUUCCUCCUAAUUGACUGUGUACAGCAGUUUUCCUGCUGUAGAUUGAGUUACUUCGAACCUUAGGUAUUCUGCUGAAGUGGCUCAGCAUAUGAUUUGUCAGCUAAAAAUCUACCUGAUCCGAAAUCAUAUGUUAACAGUGGCUUUGUAAUAAAAUACUUUAAGUGCUUAUAACCGUCAUACUUUCAGGCUAUUAAUUUUGAAGCAUCAUGCUGCUCUUCAGUGAUCCAGUCUGAUGUAUAUGCAUUAAAAUAUGCAAGAAUGUGGCAUCUAAAUAAACUAAUCAUGGAUGGGAAAUGUUUGAUUUUGUCUGUACAUGUUAAGUCGGUAAAGUUAUAAACUGAUUUAGCUGUGGUGUACAAAUAAAGUCAUUUGGAUAGUA